Molecule: messenger RNA, 351 nt
Organism: Nannizzia gypsea CBS 118893
Lineage: Eukaryota; Fungi; Ascomycota; Eurotiomycetes; Onygenales; Arthrodermataceae
Exons: 1
Coding region: 1-351 (116 amino acids)
Source: RefSeq, a predicted model, not a curated record
AUGAGCGCGAGCAAGGGGCAAGACGACAGGGAACAGGCCAUGCAGCAUGCGGUGCAAGAUGCAGAGGGUGGCCUGGUCGUACAUACAUGGGAGGCCACGGAAUGCCGGGGACGUCGCUUGCCCUGCAUCUUGCAGCUGCGGCAGCUGCAGCCGGCUAAACCUUUUAGCGCGACCUUGACCGACUCGACCAACACUGGCUUGCGCAGCCUUAAAAUGCAGAGGUAUAAUAUCACCGGCGGACACAUGUAUAACUGGCUGCCGACCUGUACCCGAAAGGAGCGACCCAUACUCGCAUGCCAGCCACGGUUUAUUUUAAAAUAUCGAGGGAAUUACGUACAACAAAUCGAUUAA